Messenger RNA from Polistes canadensis, 3501 nucleotides. RefSeq lists its product as uncharacterized. The record is from RefSeq and is a predicted model, not a curated record. Bases 354 to 3011 code for a protein of 885 amino acids. The transcript is spliced from 4 exons. Lineage: Eukaryota; Metazoa; Arthropoda; Insecta; Hymenoptera; Vespidae.
UAUAUACGUCUUCUCUGCUUAAAAUUAAGUUUAAGCGUGGCAGACGACAGCAGACAAAGAGAGUUUAAGGAAAUCCGGUUGAAGUUGUUCACUUUUGAUCUGCUGACAACGCAGUGACAUUUCUCGGCUAACGUGUGAACGUUAUUCUUCGUUCAUUGCGAUAAUUUGAAUUUUUGUGUAGAAUAAUAAUGUUGACAAUUAAAGAACCCGAAUAAAUAUAACUCCAUAUUAGUGAAAAUAGAUCCAUAUUAGUGUUAGAGACUUAAAUAAGGCGGUUAUGAGGCUUCUGUAUCAAAAACUGCCUAUUCUAUGAUAUUUUUCCCUUAUUUUUCAUUUAAUUUAUCAAAAUCGUUAUGGCAGAAAAGUGUAAGGAAUGCGGCUGUGAAUGCACAAAAUGUACGGAGAAGGAUCUUCGGCAAUGUGACAUGCACUUGCAUGUAGAGAUAGAAAAUCUACGUCAAAGGUUGUUGGAAAGAGAUAACCAUAUUGUAACAAUGGAAACGCAAUUUUUAAACGAAGCUGAAAAAUUUCCUAACGGAGAGUUGGCUUCGAUCAAGGAAGAGAUUCUCGUUUGGCAAGAAAAAUAUCAAAGGUUGUAUGAUGCGCAUAAAAGAAUUCAAAAAGUUAAUCAAAAUCUCGAAGAUAAAUUACUAAGAAUAGUCGACAAGUGUGAGAGCGAAAAGGGUACUUUCACUAAGGAUAUAGCUACUUUGUCGCAUCGAUUGGCGGAUGCUAAUUAUACUAUUCAUCGUUUGACUCAAGAUAAUGAAAGGUAUAGAAAUGAUGUGAAUUUAGCUAUUCAACUACUUCAAUGUAAGCCUUCUAAUUUUGUUGGGCAGAAAUAUGAUUCGUUGCCUACUGAAGUACAAGCCAAAGUUAGAACAUACAUUGCCCAUAAAAGAUGUUCUAAGGAUCCAUCACCGCCCAAUAUGAAAAGCAUUAUUGUACCUAUAUCAACAUUUCCUCCUACUGCGAUGGUUUACAAUAUAUCUAAGCAAGGAGUGGAAAAGCAUAGCGAUGAAGAUGACAUAGAAGAAUCUAAGCCUCCCAUUGAUGUAGUAUCGGCUGCUAUUAUGGCCAAAGUAUUGGAAGACAGAGAAAAAGAAAGAAUUUUUGCUAAACACUGUGAUACGUGCACAUGUCAUAAAAGUAUUUUAUUGAUCGAUGCCGAAUGUCAGACGGUAAAUAAUUCUGAUGCUUCAUGUAACGAAUGCACUUUGAGACAUGUACAGACUGAAGAGAAGCAUUCGGAAUAUUUAAACAAAGUUAAUAAAUCGUUCCAAACUAGAAGUAAUCAAAAUUCUAAUGCAAACUUGAUUUUUCAAAGACAUUGCCAAGAUGGUGUCGACAAUAGUACCACCCAUUUUCAUAAUAAUUCAGAUUGUACAAAAUAUUCAAAUUCCACGCAGUAUUUAUAUAAUGUUAAAGAUAAUAAACUUGCCAUUAAAGGUAAUAAAAAUUUACCAGACUUAAGGGAUGAUAAUAAAAAGGAUUCUAUGCGACAAGACAAUAUGGAAACUCAUACCCAGGUUGAAAUAUUAAGUAGUGACAAGCAAACAUCUUUAAGAAGCAACAGAAAUAUUAAUACGUCUUCUAAUAUAAUAACCAAUAUUCCUCCACUUUCUAGUACGUCUGUUACCUUUAAUAAUAUUAUGUCAACUAAUACUGUUAAUAGCAUUAGUGGAGAUCAAUCAAAACAAACACGAACAAGUAAAAAAUCUGAUUUUCCAUUAGAUGCUACUAAAUCUAAUACAAGCAAUUGGACUAAAUGUGAAACUGAAACUUCUCCCUGUUCUCAUACUACGCCUGAAAACACGAAAAAAUAUUUUAGCAAUAAUGAACAGACUCAAAUAGAUAUUAUUAACGACAGAUUAUGGAAGAAUGAAUGGAUAAAAGCGAAAUCGGAUAUGAAUUCGAAAGAUAAAAGUAAUGAUAAUGUUAUUAGUGAUACAGCAAUAGAUAUUAUUAAUAGUAGAGAUUGGAAAAAUAAUAGAAUGUGGACGGAGCCUCAGAAUCCUACUCAUUUAACUUUGAUUGAAGUGAAAAAUAUAGACAAUGUAAUGGCUCACAAUGAUUGUCGACAAGUUGAAAUUGCUACUAGUCCGAGUUUUAGUAGCGACAGUGUUGUCAUUUCGACCUCCGAUCCUCCUAGUAGCUCUAGCGAUAUUUUACAGUCUUCUAGUGGAGUACAAUCAAUUAAUUCAGUUAAUAAUCAAAAAUCUAAUUCCAAUAAUCGUACAUUAGGUUCAAGAUCUUGUCUUGUUCGGGUAACGACUCAUGGAUCCAAAAAUAUUCCUAUAGAUAAUGCUGGAUAUUGUAAAGCAACCUUAUUUACAAAUGGAAAUAGUAAACCGAAUGCAGCUUUAGUGCACACAAAAAAAACUACUACGAUUGGAUCAGAGAGAUUACCGUCUGUUACUAAUGACAAACAUUCAGUUUUAUUACAAGAUAGUAACCAGUUACAAAGAGUAGCGGAAUGGGUUCAAUCGUCCGCUUGCAUAGACAAUUCUGUACAAAAUAAUUUUAAUGGUUUAAAAAUGAAAGAUAAUAACGGGAAGAAAGAAGAAACCUGUUUGUUUGCUUACGCGAACGAAACUACUUCUAAUCAUAAACCUUUUCAAUUAAGUAACAACCAAUGCCAUGAUAUAAAUAAAAAAGAAGAAUUAAAUAAGGAAAUAGAUAGUAAUAAAGAAGUAAAUUCUUCAUUUACCGCGACGAAUGUUAAUAGUACGCCGAUAGACGACAAGGAAGAAGAUCUAAUUACAUUUGAUAUACCUAAUGAAGAUGAAAAAUCGCAUUUGUCCGUAAAUGAUAAAAAUUCUCUCGAUAACAGUUACGAAGUUAAGAUAACAAGAGAAAUGGAAGAAACGUAUUUAAAGUUAGCAGCGAGUUUAGAUCCAGUAACGCUUAGUUUAUCCGACGUAAAUAAUACCGAUAUUACGAUUGAAAAAUAUAGGAAGAGUUACAAGAGGCUUCAUGCCCAAAGAUCUCACGAUAAAUUAGGAUCAUAGACUUAAGCGUUUUGGCUCUUUUCAAAGAUUGCUACUUUUGCAGGAAGUUCCUUUUAAUAAUAUCAGAGUCUUAUUUUUUGUAAAAAUACGAUAAACUAAGGCUGUACCAAGUUGAGUCAUUUAGAAUGGGAGUUCUACGUGUACAUGUCAAUGCAAAAGAUUAAAGAAUUUUCAUUUAAGUAUAGAAUAUAGAUCAUUAUUAUUGCGUAUAUUAAAUCUGUAAGGAUACCUGAAGAAUAGUGUCUUUGUAUUAACUUCGGCCUAUAGCUUUUACUUUUCAUAUUAUUACUAAUAAAUAAUAACUGAAAUUAGAUACAAAAAAUUCAUAAUGUAUUAUAAGUUAUUCAAAUCAUUUUUACAAUAUCGCUAAUAAAAUUCUUGUCGCCUUAUAUUAAUAUUACAAUAUUUUAAUGGAACUAAUUCUGAUCUCUAAUUGAUCACUCGUAAACUCUCUCCAAUUGGCAUAAAAUAAAUCCUCAAAUACAAAAAA